Molecule: messenger RNA, 984 nt
Organism: Mytilus trossulus (common blue mussel)
Lineage: Eukaryota; Metazoa; Mollusca; Bivalvia; Mytilida; Mytilidae
Product: vitelline membrane outer layer protein 1 homolog
Exons: 4
Coding region: 114-974 (286 amino acids)
Source: RefSeq, a predicted model, not a curated record
GUGAACUUCACGUGUAUGUUAAGAAAUUUUAGAUUUCAAAUGUAAACCAAUAUAAAUGCAAUUGAAUUAUCCUCUUAAAAAUAUUUAAAUAUUAAUUUUCAUUCUUUGCAAAAAUGAAAAUAUAUACAAUCGUUUUAAUAUUAAAAUUAUUUUUUCAAAACAUAAGUUUAACUGUUGGGAAACAUCAGACAAAAGAGGAACACUUUAUAAUAGAAAGAAAUAGGAAAAUACGGUUGGUGAAUCAAACGUUAGUAGGUAGAAUGACAGAAAGCCAGUGUGCAAACGUCUGCUUGCAAAACAGUGACAACUGCUGUGAGAUAACUUAUGCUACCUCGACUCGAGAAUGUAAACUCGCACAGUCUGGUUGUUGCCAUACGGUUUUUGAUGACGAGUCUGGUUCAAACAUCCUACACAGCAGUCGUAAAUAUGGCGAUUAUACUAAGGUAUUGUUUGUUUCGAAUGGUGGAGUUUUGGGUGAUUGGGCAGAUGAAGAAAUUUGUACUAAAGGUCAUUACGCUAUUGGUUACAAAAUGAAGAUUGAAAACCCAUAUGAAGAUGAUAAUACAGAUCUCAAUGCUAUUGAAAUUAUCUGUGGAAGUAGAGGGGGUGUUCAAUGUGGUGAGACAGCAAGUUCUGGUCAGCAGAAAUGGGGAGAUUGGACUGGCGACGCACUUUGUCCAGAAAACACCUUUCUGACCUCUUUCUCUCUACAAGUUCAGAAAUUCAAUGUCGAAAGUACAGAAAAUGUAGGUGCCAGCUAUGUCAAAUUCAAAUGCAGAAAUUUCAAAGAUAGCGUGCGUGAAUUCAACUUGAGCUAUCUUCCUGGGUAUGGAGCAUUUGGUUCUUAUGGCGAGUGGAGUGACGCCUGUCCAGUUAACAGUGCAAUAUGUGGUAUACAAACCAAUAUCCAACCACACAUAAAAGAAGGAGAUGAUACCGCACUUAAUGAUGUUAAAUUCUUUUGUUGUGAAUAAAGCGCUACCG